UCGACAGCUCUCCAGGUCGGCAGCAGCUGUUCGCUCUUCUGAGAAACACAGAAACAGAAUGAGGAGCUCGUGGUAGUUUCUCUCUGAGGCAACUGGAGAUAAAAAAAAAAAGAAAGUCAUAAGAGAUUAGUUCCAGGCCGUUGGGACGCCAUGUCUCCGCUGCAGCUGUCCGUCUACUGGCGCCUCUCACUCGUCUUCUUCUUCACCUCGUUCCUCUUCUUUCUCGACGUCUUCACGGCCGCCAUCGUGGCGGCCUCUUGUAGCCAAGGCAACGGCACAGGUGGCGGCGGCGGCGGCGGGACGUUGGUGCCUAACGCCGGCGGCAACCAAUCACGGCCCGGGGAAGCCUCGGAGAGCGGGAACCGAGACUCAGUGUGUGAUUGGUCAGACUGGUUGGCGUUCGGUCAGACGUUCUUCAUGGUCGGUCUGCUGCUGGGCUCGCUGCUGGGCGGAGCCAUCUCCGACCGGUACGGGAAGCGCACGGUGCUGCUGGUGUGCGUGUACGUGCACGCCGUUUGUGGGCUGGUGCCCGCCUUGCUUCCUCAGCCCGUCCUCUACCUCGCUGUCCGCUGUGUGACCGGCGUCUGCUGCUGCUGCAUCAACAUCUGCUCCUUCAGUCUGGCCGUGGAGUGGACGCCGCCGGCCGCUCGCCUCUGGCCGCCGGCCUUCCUGCCGUUCUGCUUCAGUCUGGGGACGAUGGGCGGAGCUCCGCUGGCCUGGCUCAGCCCCACCUGGAGACGGCUGCACCUGACGCUGGCUCUGCCCCAGCUCGUCUGUCUGCCGCUCUACCUUUCCAUCCCAGAGUCUCCUCGCUGGUUGCUGCUAAGGAAGAGGAUGGAUGUUUUGGAACGUUACCGUGACAACAGCCCUGCAGACAAACAGUGUCUGGACUUGCUGCUGGACUCGGCGUGGUCCGACAUGCAGAAAGCCACCGAGGCUCAGAAGGAGCAGUCACCUGGAGGCCCCGCCCCCAGUGACAUCAUCCACCUGAAACACCCCACCGUCCUUCUGCGGCUCUCCAUCAUGAGCUACCUCAGUGCUGUGUCAGCGUUGACGUACUUCGGCAUCUGCAUGAACAUCGGCUCUUUUGGCGUCGGCGUCUACUCCGCCCAGUUCUUCUCCGGCCUAUCAGAGGCUCCCUGCUUGCUCGUCCCAUUGGUCCGCCUGGGACGCCGGCCAAUCAGCAUGCUCGCUUUGUUCCUGAGCGGAGCGGCCUGCUUCCUGUCGUUACUGCUGUCCAGAUACAACGGCGAGCCGGUGCUGGUGAUGAGUCUGGCUCUGCUGGGGAAACUCUGCAUCCUGGCUGCAGUCUUCAUCUCCAUCCUGUACAGCAUUGAGCUGUUCCCCACUGUGGUCAGACAGCGGUGCGUGUCCUUGGUCAACCUGUCCUUCCGGGUCGGCUGCUUGGUAAACUCCCUCGUCCCCUCCACUCCAAAUGGUGCGAUCUCAUUGGCUGCCAUGGUCGUGUACAGCAGCGGACCAAUCAUAGGCUGCGGUUUGUGUCUGCUGCUGCCGGAGACCAGCGGCGUCCCGCUCCCUGAUUCGGUGGAGGACUGUGACAGGCAGCCUCGGCCCCGCCCACCCAGCAUGGGCGCCCUCUGGAGGACAUGGAAGCUGGUGAGCAGCCAAACCAGGAAAGCUGAGACACUCCCUGCAGAGAAAGACGACACGCACACACCAAACACACACACUGGACUGAUAUAAACACACACACACACACACACACACUGGACUGAUAUAAACACACACACACACACACACUUUUUUUUAAAAUUUAGUUUAAACUUUAAUGAACAGAUUUAAUUGUUUUGUUAGUGUUUACUCCUGAUUUUAAAUUAAAGACCAAAAAUGGCCAUGAUGACGAUGAUGUCAUGUGACAGGCUGCUGGAGGAUUUCCUACUCUUUAGAGGACGUCUGUGUUUAAUUAGUUUUGUUUUUCUGCUUUCACAACGGUCAAAAAUAAACUGAACUAAAAUGUAGUUUUCCUCCUUUGUUGCUGAAGAAGUACUCAUGUACUACAAGCUGUACUACUACAGGGUAAACCAUUAAAAGUAUGUACUUAAGUAGAAGUACAGCGAUGGAAGAAGUACUCAGAUAGUUUACUUAAGUAUUCUAAAAAUACUCCAUUAUAGGUAAAGAAGUAUAAGCAUCAAAAUGUACUUAAAGUACAAAAAUGAAAAUUACUCAUCUUGCA
This is a messenger RNA of Anoplopoma fimbria (sablefish), 2194 nucleotides long. Its product is annotated as solute carrier family 22 member 13. The record is from RefSeq and is a predicted model, not a curated record. Gene Ontology annotation, cellular component: membrane. The coding region runs from base 151 to 1704 and encodes 517 amino acids. The transcript has 10 exons. Gene Ontology annotation, biological process: transmembrane transport. Gene Ontology annotation, molecular function: transmembrane transporter activity. Lineage: Eukaryota; Metazoa; Chordata; Actinopteri; Perciformes; Anoplopomatidae.